AUACGGUUAUAUAGAAGGCAAAAUCGUACUUCCCCGGCAUACUCCUUAUUCACUCUGUGCAGCAAACAACACAGGAGUUUAUGUACUUACUUCAAAUAUUUCUGACCGAUACGAUACAUAUUGCUUCAAUUCAUCAGAAUCAAGAGAUGUGGUUUGUGAGCCAGUAGAAAAGUUAUAUUCUGAUUUGCCUAAUAAUAACAGCAGUAUUGAAAUUUACAAUGCUGAUGGAUCACGGUACAUUGAAGGAAAGAAGGUCACAGAAAGGCCACGAGUAACUGAAGAUGACAGCAGUGUGGGCAGUGGUUCUGCAAUUGGCAGAGGAACUAUAGAUCCCAGUGACUUCCCACCAGAGGAUGAUAUCACAACAUUUACACCAGUAUACGUAACAGAGGACAACGGUUAUCAGCAUCCAGGAAAUCCUGAAGAUCAGAAUCCCCAGAGUACUACUGAAGAAAAUUCAAAUCAUGGAAAGCACCAUGGAAAUUCUAGUCAAGAUCAGCAAAUCACUGAAAAUUUUCCAUUAUGGUUGCCAUCUGAAGAACAUAAAGGAAUGCAGAAUACAACCACCAGCAAGGAUCAGAGUUUUGAAGAUGAUGAUGAUGGUGGUGGUGAUGAUGACGAAGAAGGGUCUGGGCAAAAAAAUCCUGAAACAGUUCUUGAGUGGGACAACAGUGGUGAUAAGGAACUUCAGACGUCAAAUACCACUGUGAACUCCACCAAAGAUGUCAAACAAGAAGAAUCAUCCCACAAUAUAUUGCUACCUGCUGUACAUUCUGGAAGGGACAGUGAAGUCAGAUACUCAACAAAUGACACAAUUGCGGAUGUCCUACCUGGAAUUGUUGAACAAUAUUCAACCACUACUGCUGUGUCCUCCAGUGAUGAUUUCUUCAAGCAGGAAGACUCAAAGCAGCCUCAACUGGAGGGUGCAUCCCCUGAGCUGGAAAUUGAAGACACAGUAUCCCCUGCAAUCAACACUUCAGACGAGUUACAUCCAGAAUUUUCUGCUUCUGAUGAAAAAGAAAGUACCCUGGAAAAGGAAUCUUUUCAUCACCCAGAUGCGGGCUUUUAUGGCACCAAAGAAGAUCCAACUUCAGAACCAAUGAGGCAAUGGGUUAGUGAAAACAAGUAUACUACAAAACCCACAAUGGAUGUCUUGUUUCCUGGAAUAGUUCCUCGAAGAGAAAUAAAUCAAAAAAAUAAAACUGAUCAUACAGGUCCUGAUCCAAACAAACACUCCAGUGUAGUGAGAGGCAAAAAUGUAACACCUUUGCCGGAAGAGUCAGGAAAAAGUCAACCACGAAUGGCUCAUAUACCAGAUUGGCUUAUUGUAGUUGCUUCUCUUUUGGCCCUGGCAUUGAUUCUUGGUGUUUGCAUUGCUGUAAACAGUCGAAGGAGAUGUGGGCAGAAGAAGAAGCUUGUGAUUAACAAUGGUAAAGGAGGCAUAGAUGAGAAAAAGAAAGAUGGGUUAAAUGGAGAAGCCAGCAAAUCUCAGGAAAUGGUGCACUUGGUACACAAAGAGAAGCCAGAAGACCAAAAGUGCCCACAGGAUGAAUUCCAGGCAAUUGAUGAAACACAGAACCAACAAGAUGUGCCCUUGAAGAGUGGCAUGUAGGAAGCCUGGCCAAAUUGAAUCAGAGUUGGGGAAACAAAAAGCAUCAUACUGAACUGGGACUAGAACUCAGAAAUGCAAUGAGCUACUGAUAUCUUUAAAGCAUAAUUAAGCAUACAUUUUCUUGGGUUUCUUUUUUCUUUUGUAAAGGCCAGCUACGAAAAUACCAUGUCAUUUUUUGUUUUGCCCAACAUUGCAUCAUUUUGCCCAGUUUUAAUUAGUGACCAUCAUCUUAUUGCUAGCAUUUGUUCCCCAUUUACAAUCUCUUUGGUAAGGCAAAACACCGAAAUUUAUUUUGCCUGACCUACAGAAUUUUUGAACUUUCCAGAAUCUGUAGCCAUUAAGGUAUUAUAAUAAAAUGCAUUCCCAGGGAAUUCACAAUGAUAGGCUAUCUUGAAGUUUGACACAUAGGUUUUGGAAUUGAAUUUUUAUUGGUUAGUUACAAAAUUGUCAGAUUUAUUAAAUCUCAUUAAUGUUUUAAUAUUUUGUAAUUACAUGUUAUAAUAGUUGAAUAUGAAAAGCAUGUUUUUACACAUUCCACAGAUCUCCACCAUGUUAAAAAAAACACUCACUAAAAAGGGUGGAAAGACCAAAAAACAACAACACCCAAACCCAAACCUGAUUUAUAGCAAAUAAAUUUUUAUUCUCUAUAAUCUAAA
Thamnophis sirtalis is the source of this 2268-nucleotide messenger RNA. The record is from RefSeq and is a predicted model, not a curated record. NCBI's taxonomy places the organism in Eukaryota, Metazoa, Chordata, Lepidosauria, Squamata, Natricidae.